AUGUCUUUCGAUCUCGCCAAACUCGAGGCUCACCUCACGACCCGCUCGUACAUUGAAGGGUACACGCCGUCGCAGGCGGAUGUGCACGUCUUCAAGGCGCUCAGCGCCGUCCCAGACUCCAAGACUUCCCCUCACGCCGCUCGCUGGUACACCCACAUCAAGUCGUAUGAGUCCGAGUUCGACUCGCUGCCCGGCUCGAGCACGGCAGGCGAGGCCUUCACUAAGGCUGCUGCGCCCGCCGCGCCCGCGCCUGCUGCCGAGGAGAACGAUGACGAGGUCGACCUGUUCGGCUCCGACGAGGAGGUCGACGAGGAGGCCGAGCGUAUCAAGGCCGAGCGCGUCGCUGCUUACAACGCGAAGAAGGCAAACAAGCCCAAGACCGCUGCCAAGUCCGUCGUCACCUUUGAGGUGAAGCCGUGGGACGAUGAGACCGAUAUGGUUAAGCUCGAGGAGGCCGUGCGCUCCGUUGAGAUGGAGGGUCUCGUUUGGGGUGCCAGCAAGCUCGUUCCUAUCGGCUACGGUAUCAAGAAGCUCCAGAUUACCAUCGUUGUUGAGGACGACCUCGUCUCCCUCGAGGAUCUCGCCGACAAGGUCGCCGAGUUCGAGGACUACGUCCAGAGCACCGACGUCACUGCCAUGCAGAAGCUCUAG
Peniophora sp. CBMAI 1063 is the source of this 651-nucleotide messenger RNA. Lineage: Eukaryota; Fungi; Basidiomycota; Agaricomycetes; Russulales; Peniophoraceae. The record is from the annotation of a GenBank genome assembly.